Molecule: messenger RNA, 1429 nt
Organism: Euleptes europaea (tarantolino)
Lineage: Eukaryota; Metazoa; Chordata; Lepidosauria; Squamata; Sphaerodactylidae
Exons: 2
Coding region: 80-1429 (449 amino acids)
Source: RefSeq, a predicted model, not a curated record
GAAUCUGGAUGCAAAGAACCCUCUGGAAGAGGAGAUCUCAGAAGGCAUUGGUUUGGAAUGGAGUCUUGCCGAUGACAAAAUGGCUUCUGCUGCCAUUACUGUUGCCACAGCAGCAGUGGCUGCCAUGAAAACCCUCAUUGGGAUCCAGUCCCGUAUCUUCACAAGACUGGCCAUGCGCCAGAAGUUUCUGAGGCGGGAACGCGACCACUUGGACGAGCUUGAGCAGCUGGUAGAAAACGCGGCCACCACACGCCUCCGGGCCGUUGUUGAAUUGAGCAUCGACUCUUUGAAAGCCAUGAUGUGCUCCUGCCUCUUCCAGUCACCAGCCGUCCUCGCCGGCUUGAUAGACGAGCUGUACAUCAUGGAACGUGCUUUCUGGGUGCAGCCGGGCCGCUCUGAGUGGUGGGAGAAGGUCGUCUUGCCCCACUGGGAUGACCCACUUUGGCAAGAGAAUUUCCGGAUGAGCCGGCAAACGUUCAUGGAGCUGUGCGAGAUGCUGAGGCCGGUCCUUGAGCGGCAGACCACCAACAUGCGUGCUCCCAUUACUGUCGAGAAGCAGUUGGCCAUUGCUAUCUGGAAGCUGGCAACUCCAGACAGCUAUAGGUCAGUAGCCGAGUGUUUCGGUGUGGGCCGCUCCACCGUCUCAAGGAUAGUCAUGGAGGUUUGCCAGGCGCUUUACGACGUUUAUCACCACGCGGUCCACCUGACCCGUCCCCACGAGGUGAUGAAGGGCUUUGCGGCCAAAGGCUUUCCUCACUGCAUUGGGGCCAUCGACGCAACCCACAUUCCUAUCAUUGCUCCUGCGCAUCGAGCAACGGAGUACAUCAACAGCAAAGGCUAUUACUCUAUGGUCCUGCAGGCCCUGGUGGACCACGAUGGCCGAUUCACUGAUGUGUACGCUGGGCGGUCUGGGAAGGUGCACGAUGCGAGGAUCUUUCGCGGCUCUCCCAUUUUCCGCGCCAUGAAUCAAGGCACGUUUUGUCCCAAUGCCGUUAUGGAUAUGGAGGGUGAGCAAGUGAAACCGGUGAUCCUUGGGGACUCUGCUUAUCCUCUCCUAUCAUGGCUAAUGACUCCUUACUGCGGCCACUUGGACACCAGCAAGCAACGGUUCAACGACACCCUGAACCGCUGUCGAACAGUGGUUGAAUACGCUUUUGAGCGCCUCCGGGGCCGUUGGCGGUGCUUGCUGUCCCGCCUCGACGUGAGGGAGCGCUAUGCACCCAGGGUCAUCGUGGCCUGCUGCAUAUUGCAUAACAUCUGUGAGGCCAAAGGGGAGCCCCUUCAGGAUGGGUGGGAAGAGGUGGUGAGAUCUGUCUCAAGGUCUUACCAGCAGCCAGAGCGACAGCCGGUGUACGUGUCAAAUCCCCAUGCUCGGGAGAUCAGGGACCUUUUCAGUGCAUACUUGCAAAGGAGGGAGCAAGGAAACUAA